UCGCGGUGACGUCAGCCCGCGCACAGAAUAACAACAAGAAGCGGUGUAAAAUGGCGAAAGCGGGCGCUGUGAUCCUGUUCGCCGUCUUCGCGAACGCGGCAUUCGUUGGCGUCAGCGCAGAGAGCAAUGCUCAAAUCAACGUGCUGGUGCAAUCGCUCAACCAGUCCCGGCAGUUUGAGGUUCGUUUGGACGUGACGGUGAGCGAGGGUAAAGUCUCUGUGAACACGCAUCCCGUGGGCAGCAAUGUGGUGACUCGUGUGGAUUGCCAGGCUGACGUGGCGGAGCUGGCCACUGACGGAGUGUCGGUGCUGCAGCAGUGGUCGUCCCCCGUGAGUCUCCGUGUGCUCGUGCUCGAGUCUCCCAUCUCGGGGCAGCCAGGCCGGCCGGGCAUCGUGGCCCAGCUGCAGGUGACGGACAUCGACUCAACGCAGGUGACCCAGGCGUUGGUGCCGAUGCUGGAGGUGACGUUUGGAAUGUCGCAGAACGAAGUGCGGCGCGCAACGUGGAGCGUGCCCAUGGAGGAGAGUAUGCUGUACAGCAUGCCACGUGACGCGGACACCUACGGCACACUGCCCAACACGCCGGGGAAAGAGCUGCCCGCGGGACCCCUGCAGACGACCAGCCACUACCCGAUGGGUCAAGCAGAGACCACUCUGGAGGAAGCGGCCGCUCCGGGGAAGCUCCCGGAGACGCCGCUGCGCGCCGAGCCUCCUUCCUCAUACAAGCUGGUGUGUCAGCGGGCCGAGAUGCUGCGCCAGGAGGUGUGCCGCCUGUGGAGGAGCCUGUGGCAGCAGGCCUUGCCGCUGGUGUGCGGCGCGGCGCUGCUCGUGGUGGUGGGGGCGCUGGGCGGCACCGUCAUCGUGCUCGGCCUCCGCGUGCUGUGCCCGCACGCGCACGACAGCAAGUUCGACUCGAAGGCGUUUUACGUGGACAACCUCCAGAUGGACUUCCAGCCGCUCAUCGUCGACAAGAAAGGGACACCUUGCUAGGAAGAUGGGGGGAGCGCACUUUAACCCCCGAGCUGAUUUCAGUGAAACCUCCCCACCACCCCCACCACUCCCCACCACCCCCACCACUCCCCCCACCCCUUGUUACUUACGCGGCCAUAAGCUGCCAGCUGUCCCUCCCCCCCCAUCAUUGCGCGCGAGUUCUCCAUGCCCCUCCCGGUUGUCCGUCUCUUCUGUCUCGCUCGCACUCUCUCGGUUUUCCUUUGAGAGCCACGCUCCUCGUCGAGAGUGGAAGUAACGAUGCUGGCUCGCUGUGUAUCGGAACGGUUGUGCUGUGUAACAAGAGUGAUAACGAUGAUGAUAUUGACGAUAAUGUUUCCUUUCCUUGCGUUCAACAUUGAGUCCAUAGACUAUGAAUCCAUUAGGAAUUCCUAGGGCUUGUGCUCUUGAUGCCUGAGGCUCGUAGAGCCAGAUUAUUGCAGGUUUAUGGUUCAUUGUUCAUUACUAGGAUGUAGUCUUGGGCUAGUUUUUAGAAUGGAUUCUUAGGGCUCCAUGCUAAUACCUGAGGCUCGUAGAGACGCACUAAGGUACUGCUUGGAUUGUUAGGCAUCACUGAUUAUUCCUAAGGCUCACAUGGCCAGCUUUAGGAUCCAUUGUUAACCACUGAAAUUCACAGAGCCAGGCUUCAGGACCUUUAGGGUUCUUAGAAUAAAGCAUUCAUACCUAAUACUCACCGACAUAGAAUAAUGCACUUUAAAAGAUUCUUACGGACCAUUGGUAACUGCUGAUAUUCACACUCACAAAUGAGGACACAACGAAGGCACACGUAGGGGUGGGUUUUUUUGCACGCUUAUUCCUGAGGCUCGAUGGAGCCAGACGAAGGCAUCCAUCCCCCUGAGGGUUCAAAUCGGAGGAGUUCCCCUCUGCGAAGUUUUUUUCUUUUCUUCAGCCAACGCCGGUGGCUGUCACUUGCCACACCGGGGGGCGCGCGACGCGGUCAGAUUGUGCAGCCUGGGGCUUUCCAUUUGGCGUUGCCGCGGCCGCCGAAAUAACAUUGAUUGCCGUUGUGGCAGGCGUUCCACCACCCCGUGGAGCGGAAUUCUCCCCGAAACGCACGCCCAAUCUCGUUCACGUCUCUCUAAACUGGUCGUUGUCGGUGGGGACGGGUGGGGCCGCCUUGGGAUUGCCAGGGGUUGUUGCCGUCGUCGCGAGGGCCGCGACAACGGCGGGGGGAGGGUGGCCAGGAGAUGGCAGCACAGCAACGGGUGCGGUCCACAGAAUGAGGUCUGGCCCACUGCCUCGAUUCAGUGUUGCGAGAUUGAAUCCACCCUCACGGAGCCUUUGAAGGGUCACCUGCCUCGUGCGGGUUGCUGGGUUUCUCCGGCUGCUCCGGGGCUUUCCUCCCAAGUGAAGCCAGAAACGAUUCAUCGUGCAGCUGGCCAGACAUACCAGAUUCACAGGACCCUCGCCGCUAAAUGAUUCUCGAGGCGCUGUGAGAUGUUUUUUCCUGGGUAAAUAAACUGGCAUUAUCCUUAUUAUAAAAAUCUGCUUACUGUGAAUAUCAAAUUACCGGCCCCUGUGAUUGUCAUGAACCUGGUCAGACCGUCUUAACCCAACACGGCCGUCAUCCCAGCAGCACGCAGCCACUCUCGCAGCCACUCCCGCAGCGCAUCGCACGACGCAGACUCUGCACUGGCUCCCUCCUCACGGUGCACACCGCACGUUGAGGUCACCGUCGCAUCGGGUGCCACGGUGGCUAGGAGAUUUCGAUUUAAAGCUUUCGUGACUGCAGGGAUUCAUCUUCUUGGUUCUUUCGGUAAAGUCACGUAGAUGGGAAAUAAUACAAUAAUAAAAAUAAAACAUAAUAAAAACGUCGUGAGAAUUAUUUUAUUCUGUUUUCUUUUCAUUAUUUUAUUAUUUCCCUUCUACGUGACUUUACUGAAAUAACCAAGAAGAUGGCUAGGAUAUGUUAACGACCUCGCCUGGUAUACAGCAGGUCGUGGGUUCCAUCCCGACCCGUGAUGCCUGCUGCUGUAUAUUUGGAGUUUGUGGUGUCUCUCUUCCCUGUGGGUCGCGUGGAUUUUUUUCCGGGUCCUUCGGCUUUUCCCUCCGCAUUUAGAAUCAACGUGCGUUCAGAGUAUUUGUUUGCGUUAAAUUUCCACGCGAUAAGCCACUUUGUUGAGCUAUCAUUUGUGAUAGAGCUCAGUGCGGCCUUACCCGGUAAAACUAAAAUAGUUUUGGUGCAGCGCACCAGAGUGCCGGUGCCGGUCUGUGUCUCGCAGCAACAAGGGGCCUGGGUUCGAAUCCCGACCUCUCUGUGUGGCGUUUGUGUGUUCCCUCUCCCCCUGUUUUGCGUGGGUUUCCCCCGGGUCCUCCUGUUUCCUCCCAUCGCCAAAAUAAUCAGACAAGGACAUUGCUGCCGGCCAAGAGCAGUCACAGUCACAGGCCCAAACGUGACCUGCACAUCGCUCAAUUGAGAUCGCGCUGCCACAUUGCCCCCGACCUGCUGAGAAAGAGUUGAGGCUGGCUGAGGCUUUCAUGAACUAUUUACAAACUUAACUAUUAUUUUAUUUUUGCAGUUAAGGCCCAAAUAAGCUAAAUACUCCAAACACACGACGUCGAUUCUUAAUGUGGAGGGAAUAAACCAGAGGACCUGGAGAAAAAUUCACGCCUCCACGGGGAGGGAGAGACACGCAAACUUCAAAUAUACAGCAGCAGGCGUCAGGGUCGGGAUCGAACCCACUGCCUGUAUACUUGGCGAGGUAGUUAACAUCUCCUAGCCACCGUGCAUGAGCAAACGUCGCAAUAUAAUGAUUUGAGCGCACAGCGGAGGUGAGCGUGCAGCGUGUGUGAAUGUGCCGUCUAGAACAAACAAGACCCACAGGGCCUUGUUCUUGGGCCGAGUCCCCUUCGUGACUCGUGGCCGGGAGUCUCCCAGCAGAUGUCCCCGUGACCAGGCGGAUUGUGCCGCGUGCAUCGGCGUGACCCUUCGUGGCCCCGCUGAGGCUGCGAUCGCUGCGGUUGCAGAGGUGGGCAGUGAUUUUGUUGUGAUCUGGCCCUCCCCCCCCCCCCCCCGUUGGUCUCGUCCCCCGUGCAGUCGUUGCUAUGGAUCUUUCUUUCAUGUUUGUUUCGAUGGUACGUAAACGCGCGCACGUGAAAUCCGAUUGCUUUUUUGUGUUUGAUGGAAAGGAACCACUCGUUGCGCAUGCUUGCGCGCGCACACACGCACACGUAUACAUGCGCACAGUAUAGCCUCAAACAGACUGCUGGGGCAAGUUCUGUUAGCGGGCACGGCACACGAGGUGGUGCUGAUGUUUACACACCACACCAGGCUGAGUUGGACUUACGGGGAGGCCCAGGACCGAUUCGAAUGUUUGCCGCUGUUUUUUUAUGUGGUCCUGAGCGGGCAUCGAACGCGAGAUUUGCCACGUUCGCAGGCGCGCCAGCCGCUGCGCAAACGCACACGCACGUUCACACGCACGCUUACACGUUCACACGCUUACACGUUCACACGCUUACACGUUCACACGCUUACACGUUCACACGCUUACACGUUCACACGUGCGCGCGUGAGAAUUAUUAUAAAUCACAGCCCUUGUGUCACUUCACUCCUGCUUGUAGGCGUCCUCCGACACCCCAUUGGCAAUCAUGGGGGGGGGGGGGGUUUUGACCAUACUUCACCACGCUGGUCCGUUCGAGUUUAGUUCAGAGCUUAUAUCCACACACACAAAUGAGUACACACAGAUUCCCCAAUUAGCCUUUUGAUGUGUUGGGGGCAAGUGCCGAUUGCCACUUUGCAUGCACAAGUGUGCCCACGGACAGUAUACACACACACAACAAAGCCCCCCCGUAUAGCCUUAACAGACUGUUGGGGCAAGUGCUGUUAGCGAGCAGCACCUAUGACGACCGCCACGGCACACGAAGGGGUGGGUGAGCAAAACCACGCCCGGCCGCCUUUGUCUCCCCAGUGGCGAUGUUUACACACCACACCAAUGUACUGAUUUGAGGCCGAAUCGACCUAGGGGAGGCCCAGGAAUGGUUCAUGUAUUCACCACUGUUAUUGAUAUAAGCAGGAAUUGAACUCUGGUCGCCGGCUUUGCAGCGCAGCGCGCUAACCACUACGCCACCGCCCCCCCCCACACGUGUGUAGAUACACAACACACAAGCACGCACACACAUGUAGAUACACAACACACAAGCACGCACACUCUCCUUGGGAGCUAAGAUAGGCACCGAGACCCUACUAGCCUUGUGUGUGUCUUGUUUUUAUUUUGUUCACCAGAAUCACAGCGGUUUGUUUUAAUCACCGAAAUGUAAUUGUUCUAUCAUCCGUUCACCCAAAUUGGGCUUCCAGAUGAAUUUUGUCCCAGUCGUGGCUGUUUAACAAACGCAAGCCUUGGACCAGUUUGUGAUAGCCACACUGCUAUCAUCAUCACCAUCAUCAUCAUCCACGAUCUUAUCUGCUGUUGGAUGAGGAGCCUGCCCCCACACAAGCAUUCGCCGUGCCGCAGUCUUCACGACGCAACGACCACCGUCGUUCUGCAUCGCUGACGAUGCGAGCGGAUCGUAUCGCUUCUCAUCGAGGGUGGGGGGGGGGGGCACGUGGUGGUGGGGGGGGGGGCACGUGGUGGGGGGGGGGCACGUGGUGGUGGGGCUUGGGGCAGGGCACUGCUGCCACCUCUGGGCUGCCACUGUUGUUGUGUUCGUCUCGCAGAGUCCACCGCGGCCCAGGAGAUGUUUUUGUUUAGGGGGGGGGGGGGGGUUAAAGGCCCCACGCGUCCGUGGUUUGUGUGGCCCGCGUUUGUCACCGGGCGGGUGACUGGGGUGGUCGGCCACGCUCCUGGAGGCGGGUUUCUCUCUUGGCUGUGUUGUACAUGAGCCGGACGAUGACAUUACAACGUGUUACGGUUCGCGCGUAAUUGUUCUCAACAACCUAAAACAACAACAAUCUCGUUUACUUCUCUCGCCUAAGUGGUGUCUGUGAAAACAAACGGCUGCGGUUUGUUGGGAAUUUAAAAAAUAACAAAUGUAAGUGUCACACCAAACUUCCAAAAGCCAGGGGGGGGGGGGGGGGGGUCCCCUCGUGACGCCACGGAGUUGCGAGGUUUGCGCGUCCACGCGUCGCCCGGAUGAAGAUUGUCGAGGUGUCGGUGGUGCAACGAGGAGUCGCGUGGUCGUGUUGUGGGACAGGCAGUGAGCGGGCCUUGCCCAGGCGGUGGUUGUCUCUCAUCCAUGGUCGUCGUUAUUAUCACCACCAUCGUCAUCAUCGUCAUGAUCGUCACCACCGUCGUUAUCAUCCAAAUUAUUGAUACAACACAAGUUCACAACAGGCCAAGCAGCCGAUGCUUCCACUUAACACUGCAGGGUCGGAGGAGGCAUCGACUCGUCGGGGUUGAGACAUUCGGAGAGGGCCUUCAGAGAUGAUCAGCCAGGGCAGUUCCUCUCCGCUGUGACGAUGCGUGGUCCCAUUUCACUUGCCUCACCAACAUCUCUCUGGACAUCACGCUUCGCCGAAUCGUCGCCUGUAACUUGUGUUGUACCGUUUUUCUGAGCGAGUAGGUUUAUGGGGGGGGGGGGGGGUUAUUUGUUUUAUCUUGGCACCGAGAAGAAACGAAGCGGCCGCGAUUGUGACGAGCACUUGAGUCGCGGCUCCCUGACGAGUCGUCACACGCGGCGGAGACGACGUCUCUCGCAGCAAAUCGCUGCGCAGGUGGAGGUGGGGGGGGGUCUCUUGUCUCGCCCGCUCAACUGGUUGCAGAGGCGCGUCCCCCUCCGUUGGAGCGACUCGGUUGCAUGCAACCGGUCGCUUGGGUGUGAACCAGGAUUGGAGCGUCUCUAAGACACGAUGAGCAUGUUGUAUAAUUUGUUUAAGUGAACGAUUCUUGAGCAGGCGAUCGUGAAACGAAUGAGCACGAGUCGGGCUCAUUUGGCGUUUUGUUUUUCCGUUUCGUAAUUUAAAAUUUGCGUUGCGGGAGUCGGAUGUUCCACGCGUUGAGGUUGUGUAUUUGUUGUUGUUGGUUUAUCAAUAAUGAUUGCACUGGGGGGAGGGGGUGGGGGGGACCGGGGUCACGUGAUGAGGAGUUAGGCCCCCUUGUGCAACUUCGACAGAUGUUAACGAUGAUGAUGGUGAUGCCACUCACCGUCGGCUUGCGCGGGCAGUGUUCAGAACAGCUGUUAUUUUGGGUUGUCAAAGCCGCCACCACCCGACGCGGCCACUUUAUCAAGGGGUUUGUCACGCAAACAGACACGUGCCAAUUCGUUACUCGUUCAGCACACCCGGUGUGUCGGAGAGUAAACCCACAACAUUUACAACUUGAGUACGACGUUUCGGCACGAUCGCCCGAUGAAGGCUGGGUGUUGUAAUUACCAGAGGAACGUCGUGCUAUAUUGCACAUGUUGUGGGUUAACGCUCCCAAACACGUCGGUGAGUGCUGAACUGGCAACUAAUUGGCAGGUUUCGUUUACGUGGCAAACCUUACUGAUUGGCUGUGUCGGGUGGUGGUGGGUUAACGACACAUUCAUGUUUACGCGAUAAAACCCAAAGUAACUGUUAUUGUGAAUAUCUCUGGGAGGCUCAACCAGGACACACGGUGGCACUAGAAGCCCCUCCCACCGUCGGUCCCUCCCACACAGACCACGCCCACUCCCACACAGGCCCCGCCCACUCCCACACAGGCCCGCCCACACAGACCACGCCCACUCAUUCACAGACCACGCCCACUCACUCAGACCCCCGCCCACUUUCAUACAGACCCCGCCCACUCACAGACCCCGCCCACUCCCUCACAGACCCCGCCCACUCCGAUACAGACCACGCCCACUCGCUCACAGACCACGCCCACUCCCACAACAGACCACUCCCACAACAGACCACGCCCACUCACAGACCCCUCCCACACAGACCCCGCCCACUCCCUCACAAACCCCGCCCACUCCGAUACAGACCACGCCCACUCGCUCACAGACCACUCCCACAACAGACCACGCCCACUCACACACAGGUCCCGCCCACUCACACACAGGCCCCGCCCACUCCCUCACAGACCCCGCCCACCCUCACAGGCCCCGCCCACUCACACAGGCCCCGCCCACUCACACAGGCCCCGCCCCCCGAUGGGGGUGUGGAGGCUGGUGGUGGCGCUGUGCUGCAACAGAAGCGGACUGCCGCGGAGUCGCCGAUCGUGCAAAAUGUUCAGCCAAUCAAAAGCGUGUCGCACGACGGCAUCCCAACUGAAUUGGAUGUCUACAUCUACGAUCGAUUGGCAAAGGCAUCGAUGUGUCGACUUUAACCCACAUCGCGAUCGACUUUUGAGCACGGCUUGCCGGUUCGAACGGAGCGAGAACCCAUACUCGUGGAACCUCGAGAAUAAUUUAUGGGCAAGGUCCACGUCCCCGUCGAGAGACGUCAUGCCCCCGUGGGGAGACCCCACUCCCCCGUGGGGAGACACCACUCCCCCCACUCCCCCCCCCUUUGCUUGGCCAACAUCGCUGGCGGCUGUGUGCGUGGUGGUGGUGGUGGUGUCCCCCACGGCGCUGUUUUGCUCCCGAGCGCAUCGCUGCCAACCCCUUGUUGUUGUGGGUGCCCUCCUACCUUGAUGUAAGACCAGCUCAGACCGUAAUGUCGGACACCCCGUGGCCCUCAUACAUCUCAACGUUCAUCUCACAAAGUCCCGUCACAAGGGAGAGAAACACAAACAAAUAGACACAAACUCGUGUUUUGCCCGCAUUGAAACGGCUGUUACUCCGUAUGGAUCUGCAAACUCCCUGUACAAGAAUACGGGGCCAACCGAUUGGGUUUACAGCUCUGCUGCUAUACACCACGACGAUGCACCACGAUAAACCUGUCAACUCCUUAUCAGUGCCCCAACCUCAGUGCAGACCAAUUCAGACCUUAGUGGUCACCCCGUGCCCCUUAGAAAUCCCAACGUUCAUCCUACAAAGUGAUAUCACAAGGGAGAAAAACAGACAGUUUUUGUUGAUGCCCGUAUUGAAACGUCUGUACGCCGUAUGGACCUGAAAACUCAAUUUCCCUGCACAAGAAUACGGGCUAAGCCGUGUGGGUUGACAGGUGUUCUGAUGAGACACGUGUCAAAUCCGGUCCAGAGUGUUGUUUUGUUGAACCAGGUGUAUACAGCAUGUGCACAAAAUAUCACUGACGCCGAGUCGAGAGAUGUGGAGCCCUGGCGAACUGGGUCUUGGCCGCGUCCCAACUUUGAGCCAAGUGGCUUCGAGGGAAUUCUGAGGGUUCGAGUCCUGGCUCUGGGUGUCUCCUGCAGCCUUGACGGAGCCCCCCCCCCCCCCCGUGGGUUGUGGCAACCGUCCGAAUGAAUUGUCAGGCACGCGAUGGACGACGCGGCAGGGAGUUUCCACAGUGGCCGUGUCGUCUUCACCGAGCCGUGGUUCACUUUUCCGACUUCUGUGAACCGGUCCCCCCUCGCCCUUCAAAUGUAUUGCUGGAACACGCAAACGCACAAACACGCAACAACAACAACAAAAAACAACCGAGGCGUCGAUAUUUACACAGCACCCGGUUCUUUAAUCAUCAUUAUCCCGAAACUGUGUUUGACACAAAGAUGUUUUCCUUUGCGACGUAUUAAAAUGUAUACCUGUGUUAUUA
Molecule: messenger RNA, 9564 nt
Organism: Lethenteron reissneri (Far Eastern brook lamprey)
Lineage: Eukaryota; Metazoa; Chordata; Hyperoartia; Petromyzontiformes; Petromyzontidae
Gene: GINM1
Product: glycosylated integral membrane protein 1
Source: RefSeq, a predicted model, not a curated record